AUGCCUCCGAAAAAACAAGAACCCGAUGAACGCGUCUUCCUUCAAAUUCGUAAUCGACAAAUCAGCGAAAAAACUCUCGAAGAGCUCUUGGAACUUGCUGGAAAAAUACCCAAUCUUAUUCUUGAAGACGAGGAGCUGAUGGAAAAAUACGCCGCCGCUCCGGAGAAGGAUGAGCAAUUGACGGUCAAGAGAGUCUGUAACAAGGGUGAAUGCUGGAAUUCGGAGCCGAUUCCAGGAUCGACUCACAUCAAAAUCAACACACAAGUUCCAAAUGCAGAUUUGAGAGUGCUAGAGGAAUGGUGCAACAAAAGACAGCUUGUUCAGGCAGUCAAGAUGCUCCCGGAGCACAAUUUCUCAAUUCGUGACACAUGGAGACAAGUGCAGUCGGUCGCCAAUCCGUCACCAUGUUUCCAGUGUGGUGUCGUUGGAUGUCUUCGUCGACAGGAGAGAUGGCAUGGAAGAGUGAUUCACGGAAUGUUCCCGAACGUCCCAAUCUUCAAGUUCCUGCAUGACAAAUCUGACAAAAUCCCAUCAUGCUACUUCGUCCCACAGAAUAGUGACAUCAAAAUUCUCACCAAGUUUGAGGACGCCUUCAAGAAGAUCAAGGAAAUCGACCGUCAUUGUUAG
This is a messenger RNA of Caenorhabditis briggsae, 627 nucleotides long. Lineage: Eukaryota; Metazoa; Nematoda; Chromadorea; Rhabditida; Rhabditidae. The coding region runs from base 1 to 627 and encodes 208 amino acids. The record is from RefSeq and is a predicted model, not a curated record. The transcript has 3 exons.